AUGAAUUGGUUUGGAAGUUAUUUCUCUGAGUGUCCCGAGAAUGUCUCUUUACUCAACACUCAGUCACCUCUGUUACUUUCAUUCAUAUCAUCUGAAGAUGAACCACAUUUUAUUACCAACUUGAGGUAGGGAGUAGGGCAUCUUCCUGCCCAUGCUGUGGUGAAGCAGCCUGUCCGGGGAGCCAGGGCCAGGACCACCAUCACUGCAAUUGUUCAGAGAAGCGGGGACUGGAGCACCGGCCUCUUCAGUGUCUGCAGAGAUAAGAAAAUUUGUUUUUGUGGUCUGUUCUGUCCGAUAUGUCUUGAGUGUGACAUCGCCAGGCAUUAUGAAGAGUGUCUUUGUUGGCCAUUGUUACCUGGGUCCUCUUUUGCACUAAGAAUUGGCACCAGAGAGAGACAUAAAAUACGGGGUACACUGUGUGAGGACUGGCUGGCGGUACACUGCUGCUGGCCUUUUUCCAUCUGCCAGGUGGCCCGGGAACUCAAGAUGAGGACCUCUCAAUUCUACAGAAUCCAGGAAGUUCCUUCAACUAAGGAUGCCCUGGUAUGA
Molecule: messenger RNA, 549 nt
Organism: Chrysochloris asiatica (Cape golden mole)
Lineage: Eukaryota; Metazoa; Chordata; Mammalia; Afrosoricida; Chrysochloridae
Gene: PLAC8L1
Product: PLAC8-like 1
Exons: 5
Source: RefSeq, a predicted model, not a curated record